UAGAGGCCAUUCAAUGAUUCUCUUGAAAUCUCCCGUUCAAUAAACAUUUUCUCCACAACUACGAUUCUCUAAUCCGAGACUUUCCGCAGAUGAAAUUCCUGCUCUUCCUCUGUGGUUUGGCCAUCGCUGCCGCCAGUCAGUCAUGGGAAAGCUUUAAGCUGACCCAUGGCAAGGCCUACUCCAACGCCAAGGAGGAGCUCUACAGGAAGACCAUUUUCGAGAGCAACCUUAAAUUCGUAGCAGAACACAAUGAACGCUUCCGAAAGGGCCUAGUCACCUUCAACGUCGCCAUGAACAGAUUUGGUGACUUGACCACAGAGGAAUUUGUAGCCCAGAUGACUGGUCUGCAGAAACUGGAGAGCACCGAGGGAAUGGAAUUCGCUCACUUCCCUGAGGCCCCCAGAGCUGCCGAUGUUGACUGGAGAAACAAGGGAGCUGUCACUCCUGUCAAGGACCAGGGACAGUGUGGAUCCUGCUGGUCCUUCUCUACUACUGGAGCUCUAGAAGGCGCACAUUUCAUCAAAACCGGAAGUCUGCCAAGCCUCUCCGAACAGCAGCUGGUUGAUUGCUCAAAGGAAAACAGCGGUUGCAACGGAGGAGUUGUGCAAUGGGCCUACGAUUACCUCAAGUCCUGCGGAGGAAGCCAGACUGAGUCUUCCUAUCCUUACGAGGCUAUUGACAACAUAUGCCGCUUCGAUUCAUCUCAGGUGGCUGCCACUGUGAGGGGAUACACGAACAUCCCCUAUGGCGAUGAGGUGACUCAGGCCUCUGCUGUCCACGACGAAGGUCCAGUCAGUGUCUGCGUCGAUGCUGGACACUUGUCCUUCCAGUUGUACAGCUCAGGUGUCUACUACGAACCAAACUGCAACCCUCAGGGCAUCAACCACGCCGUGUUGGCUGUUGGCUACGGAACCGAAGGCGGCUCCGACUACUGGAUCAUCAAGAACUCGUGGGGCAGCAGCUGGGGUGAGUCUGGAUACAUGAAGCUCACCAGGAACAAGAACAACCACUGCGGUGUUGCCACCCAGUCUUGCUACCCAACCGUCUAAGGAUUCGAAGAAAGUCUGGUUGCUUUAUUCCAUGAAGAGUUAUGAGUAUACAUCGACGCCUUAACUCAUAAGACCUUAGCUUGAUAAUCAUGUCUGGCUUUAUAUCUUGUUUAUGAAAAAUAAAGUGGAAUCGAUUA
This is a messenger RNA of Macrobrachium nipponense, 1186 nucleotides long. Its product is annotated as digestive cysteine proteinase 2-like. The record is from RefSeq and is a predicted model, not a curated record. NCBI's taxonomy places the organism in Eukaryota, Metazoa, Arthropoda, Malacostraca, Decapoda, Palaemonidae. Gene Ontology annotation, molecular function: cysteine-type endopeptidase activator activity involved in apoptotic process; cysteine-type endopeptidase activity. Gene Ontology annotation, cellular component: lysosome. The transcript has 6 exons. The coding region runs from base 90 to 1049 and encodes 319 amino acids. Gene Ontology annotation, biological process: positive regulation of peptidase activity; positive regulation of apoptotic signaling pathway; immune response.